AUGAUCAGAGUUGUUGGUGUUUCUGUCUUCUGCCUGCUCAUUCUUAAUCUUCUCAUCAUUAUAGUUACUAAUUGGUCAUCACCAGGGAAGGUCUUGGGGAGAGAGUCGAAGCAGGAGCAUUGUGACGCGGAUCGCCCUGCACCCUGUGGUCCGGCAUGCCCAGCUGGGUGGCUUAACUAUGAAGGAAAAUGCUACUUUUUCUCAGAGGAAGAAAAAGACUGGACUUCCAGCCAAAGCUUUUGUGCUUCCUUUGGCUCGUCUCUGGCUGUGAUUGAAACAGAGCCUGAAAAGGUGUUCAUUCUGCGAUAUGGGUGCUCUACUGGUUACUGGAUUGGCCUCCGGAAGGCACCUGACCAAACCUGGAAAUGGAUAGAUGGGACAGAAUUAAACAAUAUGUUGGAGGUGAAAGGAGAAGGAGGAGAUUGUGUGUUUCUGAACUCUGACUCUGCAGUUUCCUCACAUUGCCAUGAAAUAAGAAAUUGGAUCUGCAGCCAUCCUGAUAUUUAUACAAAGAAAGGGAGGAACAAAAUUCAGGAACAAAAUGACAAGACUUAA
Molecule: messenger RNA, 555 nt
Organism: Euleptes europaea (tarantolino)
Lineage: Eukaryota; Metazoa; Chordata; Lepidosauria; Squamata; Sphaerodactylidae
Product: C-type lectin domain family 2 member B-like
Exons: 4
Coding region: 1-555 (184 amino acids)
Source: RefSeq, a predicted model, not a curated record